AUGUCUGGGUGUGCGCUGGCCCUGGUCAGGCGGACAAGGAGGACAUCUCGGGCUUCUCUACUGCUGCAGUGCAGGAGGCUGGCAGCCGGAGGGCGUACAAGCGAUGAUCUUCUGGAUCUGUGUCGUGGAAGGGGCUUCCUAUUAGGAGAGGAGAUGAGUCCGGCCUCUGUUCUAGGGGGACGUCAUAGUCUGGGGCCCCUGGGAGCCCAAAUGAAAAGGAACUUGGUGAAGGAAUGGUGGGACGCCAUGUUGCUGCAUCAGGAGCAGGUUCUGCCCAUUGACUCUUUGUGUCACCUACCUGGGGCAUCCAACUCUUCACCCAGACCACCGCUGAAGACCCUCCCCCAGUGGCAUCUGGACCGCCUCCAAAACCAAGGCCCAACCCAGGAGGAGCUGGAAACGAUGGCCACCCUUCGCCAAGAUCUCCUAUAUGGUGCUCUGUAUUGUUACCCGUCUUGUUUGGAGCUCCUGAACAGAAAGCUGCCGUUUGGUAUAGCAGAGGUGGGGAGAUGUUUUCAGCCAAUCACAGGCGAGGAGAACCCCGACACCUGCAGGGUGUCGGAGAGGACGGCGGCGUCUCUGGUCUGGUUCAGCUCAGCCAAGACUUGCGCUCAGUGGCGGGACUUCUGGCUGCGGCAGCGGCUGCUGUGGUGGAGGAAGUUUGCUCAGGUGCCAUCCAGAUUCAGCAGCGGUGACCACCAAGACGAAGAAGGAAGGAAACUGACCAUCAUACAGUAUGACUUCCCCUGGGGCAAGGAGCCAAUCGAACGCCUUGGCAGCAUGGAUGACUCCGCCCUCACCCAGAUGCAUCAUGUGCCCGCCGCUCCUCUUCACGGCCGGGACGGCAGGAAGUCGGUCCUUCCACACGUGGUCUGGGUGAGCAGCGAGGUAGAGCGAGGUCUUCUGGCCUAUCUGUCUGACUCCCUGCAGGUGACGGAGAACACAGCUCCGCGGGGGAAGGAGCAGAGGCGGGCGGUCCUGAAGAUUCACCCAUCGCUGGCCCCCAUCAAGGUGGCCGUAGACAUGGGGAAAGGGCCGGCCGUGGACCUGCGACUGGUGUGUCAGGGUCUGUGUAGUGAGCUCCAGGGAAGGGGAAUCUCCAUCUGGCCGGGGUACCUGGAAACGUUACAAACUCCUAUGGAGCAGCUGUUCACCAGGUACGAUGAGAUGGGCGUCCUGUUCACCGCGCUGGUCAGUGACGUCACGCUGCAGAGCGGGCUGCUUCAUCUGCGCAGCAGAGACACCACCAUCAGGGAGACCAUGCACAUCUCCAAGCUGAGUGCCUUUCUGAUGCAGCACUUGACCGCUGCCGCAAAACUCUGA
Staurois parvus is the source of this 1323-nucleotide messenger RNA. Lineage: Eukaryota; Metazoa; Chordata; Amphibia; Anura; Ranidae. The record is from the annotation of a GenBank genome assembly.